Scophthalmus maximus (turbot) is the source of this 3955-nucleotide messenger RNA. It is a transcript of the gene wdhd1, whose product is annotated as WD repeat and HMG-box DNA binding protein 1. The record is from RefSeq and is a predicted model, not a curated record. NCBI's taxonomy places the organism in Eukaryota, Metazoa, Chordata, Actinopteri, Pleuronectiformes, Scophthalmidae. Gene Ontology annotation, molecular function: protein binding; chromatin binding. The coding region runs from base 327 to 3734 and encodes 1135 amino acids. Gene Ontology annotation, biological process: mitotic cell cycle; DNA-templated DNA replication; DNA repair. The transcript has 27 exons. Gene Ontology annotation, cellular component: nuclear replication fork.
GAAGAGAAGCAGCAAGUCUGAAGAAUCUGUGUCUGUUCAGAAUGUCACAGCAAAUGAAAGGAGGCAUCACAGAGUUACUUUACCAGAGAUGCUUUGCCAAGCCGAAUAUUAUUUUUACAUUAGUUUUCCUCACUGGCUUUCUGUUUAAUUAUUGUUUUUUUCCCCCAGUUUCCCAGCUGUCAGUCCUAACAUGUCCCGUCAGCGGCAGGACACAGGAUUCAGAUUUCCAGAAAGCGCGGGAGAUUCCAGGCGGAAGAGGCUCGAGUCUGAGCAGCUGCAGAGUUUCCGGUGCUUUGUGAAUAUUGGAAGAAGAAGAAAAGAAGAAAAUGCCUUGCGAGAGGAAGCCGAUGCGCUACGGGCACUCGGAGGGUCACACCGAGGUCUGUUUCGACGAGCGGGGCAGGUUCAUCGUCACCUGUGGAAACGAUGGAGACGUUCGGAUAUGGGAGGGUCUGGACGACGACGACCCCAAGUUCAUCACCGUCGGGGAAAAGGCGUAUUCUCUGGCUCUCAAGAACGGCAAGCUGGUGACGGCGGGCUCCAACAACACGGUGCAGAUCCACACGUUUCCCGACGGCGAGCCCGACGGCAUCCUGACCCGGUUCACCACCAACGCCACGCACGUCACCUUCAACAGCAGCGGCUCGAGAGUCGCAGCCGGAUCCAGUGACUUCAUGGUGAAGGUGGUGGAGGUGUCGGACAGCAGCCAGCAGAAGACGCUCCGCGGCCACGAAGCGCCCGUCCUCAGCGUCACCUUUGACCCCAAAGAUGACUUCCUGGCGUCUUCCAGCUGCGACGGCUCCGUGGUGGUGUGGAACAUCGAGGAGCAGACGCAGGUGAUCAGUUGGCCUCUGCUGCAGAAGACCAACGACGUCACCAACGCAAAGUCUCUGUGUCGCCUGGCGUGGCAGCCCCGGGCGGGGAAGUUUCUGGCGGUUCCCGUCGACACGAAGGUCCACCUGUACGAGCGCGGCUCCUGGGAUCACGUGAGCACUCUGUCGGACGAUCUGCUCACACAGCCCAUCAACGUGGUGACCUGGUCCCCGUGUGGUCGGUUCCUGGCGGCGGGCAGCGUCGGAGGUUCGCUCACCGUGUGGGACGCGAACAGCAAACUGUGUGUCGAGAGGCAGAAGCACGAGAAAGGCUUCACCGUGUGCGGUUUGGCCUGGCACCCGUCGGGCGGUCAGAUCGCCUACACCGACACCGAGGGCUGCCUGUGUCUGCUGGACGGACUCAGCACGUCCGCGUCCGACGGCGACGCCCCCAAGGCUCCGGCAAAAAAGCCAGCGAAAGACUACGACGCCCUGUUUGACGACGACGACGACGACGACGACAGACUCGUGGACGAGGGGCUCAGCGGCGCCAACUCGCCGGUCAAGAAACGUGAGGACGAGGACGAGGACGACUUCCUCAUGCCGGCGACGGGGCGCGUGCGGAACAGAGGGGCGUUCCUGGACGACGAGAACUCGCUGGACACCGGAUCCCUGAAGCUCGGUCGGGACAAAUUCGGGGACGACGACGACGACGACAACGACACGGGCAGCGCCAUCGUGCCACCGUCUGCCGCCCCCCCGGUGCCCCUGCGUCCCGUCUACGAGGGUCCGCUGCCCACGCACCCACAGAAGGCCUUUCAGUCGGGCUCCACCCCCGCUCACCUCACACACCGCUUGAUGAUGUGGAACUCCGUGGGAAUCGUGCGCGGCUAUAACGACGAGCAGGACAACGCCGUCGACGUGGAGUUCCACGACACGGCCGUGCACCACGCCAUGCACCUCACCAACUCGCUGGGUCACACCGUGGCCGACCUUUCCCAGGAGGCCGUGCUGCUCGCUUGCCCCGGCACCGACGAGCUCGCCAGUAAGCUGCAGUGCCUCCACUUCUCCUCGUGGGACACCAACAAGGAGUGGAUGGUGGACCUGCCGAGCGGCGAGGACGUGCGGGCGCUGUGUCUGGGUCGGGGCUGGGCGGCGGUCGCCACCAGCGUGCAGAUGCUACGACUCUUCUCCAUCGGCGGCGUCCAGAGGGAAGUGUUCAGCCUGCCGGGGGCCGCGGUCUGCAUGGCGGCGCACGGGGAGCAGCUGAUGAUCGUCUACCACCGAGCCACGGGUUUCGACGGGGAACAGGCUCUGGGCGUCCAGCUGCUGCAGCUCGGUCGCAGAAAGAGGCAGAUCAUCAACGGCGAGCCGCUCCCGCUCUCCCUCCGCUCCCACCUGACCUGGCUCGGAUUCACCGCCGAGGGAACCCCUUGCUACGUGGACUCGGACGGCGUGGUGCGGAUGCUGAACCGCUCCCUGGGGAACACGUGGACUCCGGUGUGUCACACCAGAGAGACGUGCAAGAGCAAGUCGGACCACUACUGGGUGGUCGGCGUGCACGAGAACCCGCAGCAGCUCAGGUGUAUUCCCUGUAAGGGCUCCAGGUAUCCGCCCACCCUGCCCAGACCGGCCGUGGCCAUCCUGCCCUUCAAGCUGCCGCUGUGUCAGACGUCCACAGAGAAAGGACAGAUGGAGGAGCAGUUCCUGCGUUCGGUCCUCUUCCACCACCACUACGGCUUCCUGUCGUCCAGCGGCUACGAGGUCGACGAGGACGGACAGACCCGAUCCCAGAAGGAGCAGCAGGAGCUGCUCAUGAAGAUGUUUGCCUUGUCCUGUAAGCUGGAGCGGGAGUUUCGCGCCGUGGAGCUGGCGGAGCUGAUGACUCACAACGUGGUGCCGCUGGCCAUCCGGUACGCGUCCCGGUCCAGGCGCAUGGCGCUCGCCCAGCGGCUCAGCGAGUUGGCUCUGGAGAAGUCCAACCAGGUCCAGGAAGAGGAGGAGCAGGACGAGGAGGAGCCAGAGUACUCCGGCAUCAGGCGGCCGUCUGGGUUCGGUCAGAGCGAGGUCACGGGACGACGUCACAGCAACAGACAACGUGAGGAGGAGGAGGAGGAGGAAGAGGAGGAGCGAGGAGAGGAAGAGGACGCACAGGAGAUGGAGACGGAGGAGACGACGGAAACCAGAAAACGUGUGAACCCGUUUGCUAAAGAAGCAGGUUCACCCGUGAUGCCGUCUCUGACCCCACUUGGGAAGGUAGGACGAGCGAAUCCUUUCAAGCUCGCUGGAUCUACGAAGCCGUCGGCUCCGUCCGGUCAACCUCGAGUGACCAACAUCCUGGACAACAUGACGUCCAGCAGGAAGUCGGCUCCGCUCGCCGGAUCCGCGGGGAAAGCGAACAAGGCUCCCGUCCUCAAACCGCUGGCCCCCAGACCCAAGCCCAGGUCCAAGACUCAGUCCACUCUGCUCCACAUGACGGGCACUAAAGCAGCCAGUAAGAAAACUCCGGAGAGCACGGAGCCGCCGGCGGAUCAACAGAAACAACCGGAGGUCCCGCCUCCGGCCUCGCCGGCGGAGAACACGGAAAAUAAGAGGCCGAAGACGGGCUUCCAGCUGUGGCUGGAGGAGAACAGGAAGAACAUCGUGGCCGACCACCCGGACAUGGAGGAGACCGAUGUCAUCAAAGACGCCAUGGGACGAUUCAGGACGCUGUCGGCAGACGAGCGACUGUCGUGGACGGAGAGAGCAAAAGGCCAAAGUGGAGACGCAGCAGAUCUGAAGAAGAGGAAACGAGGAGGAGAAGGAGGAGAGGAUGUGGAAAAAGAAACUGGACCAACGGGAGCAGAUGAAAACAUUGCCAAGAAGAAGAAGUCUCUGGAUCCGUCCUCCAAGCUCUCGGCGUUCGCCUUUAACAAAAACUAAACAUUUUCAUUUUUUUAAGUUUGUUUUGCUCAGAUUUGUGUGUGAGAAUCACCGAGACGUGUCAAAGUUCUGACCUCAUCAGAACACGUGGCGGUGGAUCGGUGACAUUCACCGGCUGAUUCCAUCUACUGCUGGUUUAUUUUUUAUUAUUAUUAUUACUGUUGUUACUGUUCUCUAAACGUUUCCUUCACUUUUGAAUAAAUGUAAAUGUUUUUAUUAAA